AUGGGAACCCUUCUUGGUCACGGUACACUGACCAAGGAGGAAGUGAUGGAGGUUCUUAUUACUGAGCUCGGGGCUGAUCCUGAGGACACGCUUGAGGAGGUGGAGAGGAGCCGCGGCGCACACGUGAGAUGCACUCAGCUAUUUGUGGACACCAACUCCCCGUACAUCGACGUCGCUUACUUGAGGUACUUAUUGGAUAUCGCAUGUAUUCAUGAGUACAACUUGGGAGGGACUACACUGGCGUACAACUACCAUAAACUGAGAUAUGGCUGCAAGUGGAAGGCAAGGACUAUGGCUGACAAUUGUUCCCUCGUAGUGGGUUGGAUAUUACAGCACUUCCCCAUGAUCAUUGGCUGGAGAGAGGUUCCCGGCUACACUGAGUUCAUGCCCCGUGCUAGUGCCUACAUCCUCCUCAUAGGGAACCAGGUGUCAGAUCCUUAUCGGUACUCUAUUGGCCGCAUGGUUGCAGAGGACAUCCGAUAUGACUGUUAUGCUCCUCACCGUGAGACGAUUAUGUGGGAUGACAUUGCCCUAUAUUCUGGAUGGUUGGCUGCCAGUUCGAUCAUCAUUGUUCGUUAUCUUCCAGAGCGUGUCAUGUGGCAGUUUGGCUACUGUCAAACGAUACCUCGCGACCCUUUUGUCUCCUCUCCUAUCUUGAUGAUCCGUCGGCAGAUAGAUAAGGGUCUUUGCAGAUUGGGAGCAUCAUAUGUUCCUGAUGAGGCUCAGGCGACCAAAUUAGAGAGAGACUUAAGUUGCGCCGAUGGGUACAUCACCUGGUACUUCACGGUGUCACAGAUCUACAUGAUCCCUAUUGCAGUGGGAUCACCGUCCAGGCCAGCCCAUUAG
This is a messenger RNA of Vicia villosa (hairy vetch), 846 nucleotides long. RefSeq lists its product as uncharacterized. Bases 1 to 846 code for a protein of 281 amino acids. The record is from RefSeq and is a predicted model, not a curated record. Lineage: Eukaryota; Viridiplantae; Streptophyta; Magnoliopsida; Fabales; Fabaceae. The transcript has 3 exons.